Messenger RNA from Fusarium musae, 711 nucleotides. RefSeq lists its product as uncharacterized. Gene Ontology annotation, biological process: positive regulation of transcription by RNA polymerase II. The coding region runs from base 1 to 711 and encodes 236 amino acids. The record is from RefSeq and is a predicted model, not a curated record. The transcript has 2 exons. Gene Ontology annotation, cellular component: nucleus. Gene Ontology annotation, molecular function: DNA-binding transcription factor activity; transcription cis-regulatory region binding. Lineage: Eukaryota; Fungi; Ascomycota; Sordariomycetes; Hypocreales; Nectriaceae.
AUGAUUAUCACAGAUUUGUGUUUAGAGACUUUACCGCACGUACCUAAAAUAACAUCAGAGAAGGCCAACUUGAUUGUUCCUGCGAAUACCGCGUACAAUCAUCAGAUUGACGGGUUUCUGGGGUACAGCGAAGAGCUUCUCGAUAUCCUGCAACAGAUUAACGCAUCGACACCAGCAUCUCGGCUAGAAGACUCUUCUAUUGAUGCAGAGACCUUACUGGGCAAGCUGAACGCUAUGAUCAGGCGAGAUGUCAAGUCACCGCCCGGCGUCUCAAUUUCCUCACUUUCGUCACAAUCAGGUCGCGAGUUUGCCCUCUGCAACAAAGUCUUCCAACAAGCAACUCUGAUCCAGCUAUAUCGACAGUUGUAUGACUUGCCUUCGUCAUCACAACCCAUACAGGAUGCUGUUCAGACUAUCAGCGGAAUGAUCAGCAACAUGGCCCAAGGCGAGCCAUGCAACACCUGGGUCGCAAUGGCUAUGCCUCUGUUUACAGUGGGUUGCGAGGCCUACAAAGAGGAACAGAAGACUUUCAUUCUUGAUAAGAUCCAUAAACUUGAGAUUUGUAUUGGCUCGCUGCAUGUCAAGGUGAUUGAGCAAGCACUAAAGGAUAUCUGGAAGAUCAGAGAGGAUUGCAACGAUUUUGAGGGAUAUCUCUGUGCCAGCCAUUUACUAGGUAAGCUCUACUUGAUCGUUCAUCAUGAAACUAGCUGA